AAGUCCAUUUCCUCACUCGCAAGAAAGCUUCUUCCUUUUCCAAGCUUAUUAGGAAACCGAGAGAGAGAGAGAGAGAGAGAGAGAGAGAGAGAGAGAGAUCCAACGGUCCACAAUGAGUAGAGGAACAGGAGCUGGUUACGACCGCCACAUCACCAUCUUCUCUCCCGAAGGCCGCCUCUACCAAGUUGAAUAUGCAUUUAAGGCGGUGAAAGCAUCUUCAAUCACAUCAAUUGGUGUCCGAGGGAAGGAUUCCGUCUGUGUAGUUACACAGAAAAAAGUCCCAGACAAGCUUUUGGAUCAGACGAGUGUCACGCAUCUUUUUCCCAUUACAAAGUACCUUGGAUUGUUAGCUACGGGCAUGACAGCUGAUGCAAGUUCAUUGGUCCAGCAAGCCAGGAAAGAAGCUGCUGAUUUUCGUUUCAAAUGGGGGUAUGAGAUGCCUGUGGAUGUAUUGGCCAAGUGGAUAGCUGACAAGUCUCAGAUCUAUACCCAGCAUGCCUAUAUGAGACCUCUUGGAGUAGCUGCUAUGGUGUUGGGUAUUGAUGAAGAAAGCGGGCCUCAACUCUUCAAGUGCGACCCUGCUGGCCAUUAUUUUGGUCAUAAGGCUACAAGUGCAGGUCUGAAAGAGCAAGAAGCAAUCAAUUUCUUGGAGAAGAAAAUGAAAAAUGAUCCAGCAUUCUCAUAUGAGGAGACAGUACAGACAGCGAUAUCCGCCCUGCAAUCAGUUCUACAAGAGGAUUUCAAGGCCAGUGAAAUUGAGGUGGGAGUGGUGAGAACAGAGCAUCCUGUCUUCAGGUUGCUGUCAAUGGAGGAGAUUGAUGAACACUUGACGGCCAUAAGUGAGCGUGACUGAGAGUGGCCGAUGCUGGUAAUGCUUCAAGACUCUCCAAUCUGUAGGUUGAGUCUAUCAAAUUCGAUUUAGACACCAUCUGUUUCUCAUGAUAAAUCGUCAAACAGGUUUUAUUAUGGGAUUGUUAUUCAAGGAGAACUCUGUUCUUUU
Messenger RNA from Magnolia sinica, 1000 nucleotides. RefSeq names its product proteasome subunit alpha type-6-like. The transcript is spliced from 9 exons. Gene Ontology annotation, biological process: ubiquitin-dependent protein catabolic process. Bases 113 to 853 code for a protein of 246 amino acids. The record is from RefSeq and is a predicted model, not a curated record. Gene Ontology annotation, cellular component: cytosol; nucleus; proteasome core complex. Lineage: Eukaryota; Viridiplantae; Streptophyta; Magnoliopsida; Magnoliales; Magnoliaceae.